This is a messenger RNA of Hibiscus syriacus, 1464 nucleotides long. RefSeq lists its product as uncharacterized. NCBI's taxonomy places the organism in Eukaryota, Viridiplantae, Streptophyta, Magnoliopsida, Malvales, Malvaceae. Gene Ontology annotation, molecular function: calcium ion binding. The transcript has 5 exons. Bases 254 to 1372 code for a protein of 372 amino acids. The record is from RefSeq and is a predicted model, not a curated record.
AUUAGUUGUUACAUUUAUUUUUUUAUUGUUUAAGUAAUACAUUUUCACCCACAAUAAGAGCUUUUAAGUCUAAAGAAGACGAUGUUACGGCACAGAAGAAAACACUCUUCCCUAUAAAAAAAACACAGUCCGUGUCUGAGCUAAAGGGGAGACUCACCUUCACCUAAACUCCAAAAUCUGAACAUGCUCACCUCUUUUUAACUCGCGUUCGACUCACAAGAAAACCACCGUCUCAGUGAGUUCAAAGAAAGUAAUGGAGACAAGUAUAACAACAACAGGAACCUCCGUAAAGGAGAAAAGUGAUCAGCAGCAGGUACUCGACGGUUCCAGUAUAAUGGAAUUGGUCGAUAACGACGAGGUGUUUAGCAGCUUCGUGGAUCACAAAUUCAAGGAGCUCGACAAGGACAACGACGGGCAGCUCUCCGUGAAGGAAUUAAAACCGGUCGUUGCCGAUAUCGGCGCUGCUCUAGGCUUGCCUGUUCAGGGUUCUUCUCCUGUUUCCGACAAUAUCUACUCCGAGGCUUUGAACGAGUUCACUCAUGGACAACAAGAAAAAGUGAGUAAGACUGAGUUUAAAGAGGUUCUUUCGGAUAUUCUGCUAGGUAUGGCAGCGGGUUUGAAGCGAGACCCGGUUGUGAUUCUUCGUAUUGAAGGAGAGGAUCUGUUGGAAUUCAUGGAUGGUCCGAGUUAUGAUGCAGAGAUGGUGUCUAUAUUUUCACAGAUAGGUUGCUCGGAUGAUGAUGCGUCGUUGCUCGAUUGCAUUGUUAAGGCUUUUGGGAAACUUACGGUUGAUCAUGGAAUGCCCCCUUGUUCCGAUUCAUGGGUCAUGAGCAACAUAGUGGAACCAGCUUUAAAAUCAUGGGAUGGCUAUGAUCAAGGCGUGCCCGUCUCCAAAAUAACGUUCUUGGAAGAAUUUAAGAAAGUGGCGAAGCAUGUGGCUCAAAACCUCAAGGAGCAGCCCGUCAUUGUUGCCCAUAGUGAAAACACUUUUGAUGGAAAUGGCAUCAAGAGAUUACUAUCCAACAAGUUUGAACUCGACAGGUCACUGAAUGCAGCUUUACAAAACGUUCCCAGAGAUCGCCAUGGGAAAAUAUCGACCAAGUGUUUACGCGUCGUGCUAGAUGAAGUGGCUCCGUCUGCCGGUCUACCUCCGAUCGGUGCGGUCAAAAAGAUCGACGAGGUCGUUGCGGAUGUUUUCGGCACAAUACGUGCGGAUGAGGGGAAGACGGUUAAAGAAGAUGAGUUGAAGAAACUGGUGACAGAGAUGUUGUGGAACAUCAUGCAGCGGUUAGAGGAAAAUCCCAUCGCAGUUUCAUCAAGCUGUGUAGUGCAUGAGCCCCUUGAAUCAUCCUCCUCCAUUUUGCAGCCAUAAUCCAAGUUCUCAAUUCCACUAGCUUAAGUUCCUUUUGUGAAAUUCAGUGGGUUGUGUCAAUGAAAAAUGGGUAUCCAUAUCACUUUAAAGUA